Owenia fusiformis is the source of this 2061-nucleotide messenger RNA. Lineage: Eukaryota; Metazoa; Annelida; Polychaeta; Sabellida; Oweniidae. The record is from the annotation of a GenBank genome assembly.
AAGCCACGUUCAUACAUUUAAACGGGUUUCUAUUUAUACUUCAAUUUAUACUGUACCUUUUAUGCGUGCUACGAUUCAAUAAUCCCCGAAGGGCGGUCCUAUUUCAAUAAAAUAAUAGGACACGAACUGUAUGGGCGAUAAUAAGGACAACUUAUAAACUAUAAACAGAAUUUGCGAUGUUUGAUAACGACCACGGCUAGUUCUAUUAUAUUCCAAACGUACAAGAUAUGCUACCUCCACUCUCCGACAUGCCGUUUAAGUUCAGAUUGAGGGCAGUCCUGAUUCUCGUUGUGGUCGUCAUGAUCACUCAGAUAUAUUUCUUCCAAGGGGCUAAUGACACUCGUAGAGGCUACAAGAAAGACCCGAUACGUCCACAAAGAACUAAACGUAUUGAGGUUAAACAAAAGGAGGUAUUCAGAGAUGUUGUUACAGUGAAAAGUCCACAUUCUGUGGUAACAGGCUGGGACCUACCUGCUCUAAACUACAGCCAGAAAUUGAAGAUCAUUGAGACAAUAAAAACCAAAGAUACUGCAUCUAUAGAAGGUAAUGGUGCAAAUAAAGCAAAGAAGGAUCUGAAUCAAAUAGUGAAAGAUAUUGAUAAGAAGAUGAAGAUACAUAUGCAUGUGAAAGACUACGAUGAUAAAGAGAGUAAAGUGAUGGAAGAUAGCAAACAAACGGGUAUUAUUAAAAAAGGUGGAUAUGAAACUCAAGACAAACCAAAGUAUGAGCUCCGUCAUCAGAAAAAUUUAACAGUGAUUGAGUAUGUGCCCUCAAUUGCCCCUGUAACUGCGGUGAACUGUGCCGCUAUUGCUAAACAGGACGCUGGGGAGACUGCCAAGGCGAAAGAAUACAUGAAAUCUCAUCCAAAGAUUCCUGUUCCAAAUGAACAAUUUAACAAAUGGAGCGCCUACUCCGAGCGAUAUAUAUGCCUCAAAACUAUUACUGCAUCCACGUUGAUAAGAAGAUGGUUGUAUUUUAUCAAUCUCACAGCUCAGGAAUUCCCACUUAAAACAAACUAUGAGAUUGUUAGGAUACUACAAGCACUUAAUGGAAAUAAUGAGAUAUUUGGUUCAGUAAAGAACCGAGAACCUUGGAGAACAGACUGGGUUUGGGACAUCCAUUACAACGCUACUGUCAAGGAUGUCGUCUUCCAGCGUCUCCCUAUACGUCACAGUCCACCGCCAUUCAACCUCAUUAUUCAUAAAGGCUCCUUACAUGGUGCAUUCACUAGAAACUUCGUCCAGUUUAUGAUGGAGACGGACGUGGGCCAACAGUUCUCUGAAUGGUGCAAGGAUACAGCCAGGGCCUCUGAGCAUUAUUGGAAUACGCUGAACUUUAAUACACAUAUCGCUGUCCCUGGCGGAUUCAAUGGUCCAGAUGAAGAAAAGGAGUACCAUUACUGGCACUCCAUUAUUCGUGCUAAACACUGGAAGGGUUAUCUAGAUCGGAAGAAUUCCAUAGAAACAAAACAAAAGUUACUUAUAAGCAACCAUUUGAUGAUAGUUUUUACAGGAGUCUACCAACAGCAAAAUAUGGACGUGGUAAUGGUUUGACUUAAAACAAUUUAUUUGGACUUUUGUUUUACUAAAGUGAUUCCAGUUUAUCAGACAUCAGCAGCAACGUUGUUCCAACGAUUACCAAACCUUGUAUGACACGUCUUGAGGGUCUGAGGAACAGCUUCAAACAUCAUUGGGCUGGGUUUAUAGUCAGACCAACGCCCCAGUUUAGAGCAUGGGAUUUGCAUAAAACGUUAGAGGGUACAGUUAGGCCAGAGUCACAUUUGUGCUUCAAGGUCACUGAAGGCCAAUUAGCAGUGUCAAAAUAUGGAGGUUUUAGAAAGGUAUAGGUUGAUUAUAAAGCCUUGACAUCCUCAUUAAAAUAAUACAUAAAUAUAGACUAUUUAAAGGUCGGUGUCUCUGUCAUGUUAAAUGUCAAUACUAGUAUAUACGUUUUGUAUUAAAGUACUCAGCGAUCAUGGACUCAAGAUCACAUGAUAGGUAAAACUAUUAUUUUUAGUGUAUUUGAAAUGUGAAGGGUACAAAUAAAACCAUGUAAUUUUAA